AUGAAAGGAGCGGGUACGCAGAGCAGUAUAUGGGCUUGUCAGAUCGGGAAAGACUGCGUAAUGCCUGGACUGUACGCGAUGGUUGGAGCUGCAGCAGCAUUGGGUGGAGUUACGAGAAUGACAGUAUCGUUGGUGGUGAUUAUGUUCGAAUUGACUGGAAGUUUGGAGUUUAUUGUGCCGACAAUGGUGGCGGUGAUGUUCGCGAAAUGGGUUGGGGAUGCCAUCUAUAAACUGGUGAGUGGGUUGUGGAGUGCGAGUUGUUGA
This is a messenger RNA of Anisakis simplex (herring worm), 264 nucleotides long. The record is from the annotation of a GenBank genome assembly. NCBI's taxonomy places the organism in Eukaryota, Metazoa, Nematoda, Chromadorea, Rhabditida, Anisakidae.